This is a messenger RNA of Dibothriocephalus latus, 327 nucleotides long. Lineage: Eukaryota; Metazoa; Platyhelminthes; Cestoda; Diphyllobothriidea; Diphyllobothriidae. The record is from the annotation of a GenBank genome assembly.
GAGGCGGACCGACUUCGCGAAAGAGAAGCGGAGCGUUUGUGUAACGAAGUUGCGGCUCGCGAAGCGACCGAGAAGCUGCACCGCGUUGAGAAGGAAAACGCUGCCCUGGAGGCUCGCCUUGCGGAAAUGGGGGAGCUACAAGCAUCCUACGACGACCUACUGCAUUUGAAGUCUGACCUGGAGUACUGCCAACGACGAGAAACUCAACUCUCCGAGUUCACACGUCGGCUGACUGAACGCAACGCGGCCCUCCAGUCUGACUACCUGUCUACCCAGUCUCGUCUCCAGGCCAGCGAAAGCGCAGUUUCUGAGGCGCGUCGGGCCGCG